Molecule: messenger RNA, 8104 nt
Organism: Ylistrum balloti
Lineage: Eukaryota; Metazoa; Mollusca; Bivalvia; Pectinida; Pectinidae
Product: protein capicua homolog
Exons: 20
Coding region: 1-7794 (2597 amino acids)
Biological process (GO): regulation of transcription by RNA polymerase II
Cellular component (GO): nucleus
Molecular function (GO): RNA polymerase II transcription regulatory region sequence-specific DNA binding; DNA-binding transcription factor activity, RNA polymerase II-specific
Source: RefSeq, a predicted model, not a curated record
AUGGGCAAUUUGCUGCGAAGUAAGUCCAAGCGUAGAGCAGCAGCUUCGACAGAAGACACUCCUCCCGAGGUGUCUGACGUAAAGGAAGAUUCUACAGGAGACUCGGACACAUCUGUCAGUACGGGGACCAAGAAAUCAGGAAACAAAAAUGGCCAAGAUGGGAAAAAAUCCAAUACUACCAGUCGUGGGCGUAAUGGCAGAAACAGAAAGAGUUCUACAGAGAAAGAUCAGACUCCUCCAUUAGAAGUAAAGGACAAUGUCGUGGCAACAUCCUCCACCACACAACAGUUGCCUCCCCCUGCAACUUCUACACGGUCAUCUCCACCUGUUACAACUACGCAGUUGUCUCCCCCUAUCACAUCUACACAGUUUCCCCCUCCUGGAAUUUCCACACAGUUACCUCCCCCUAUAACUGUCACACAAUUCCACCCUGCAACUUCUACACAGCUGCAUCCUCCUGUGACCUCUACGCAGUUGCCUCCCCCUGGAUCAUCUGCACAGCUUCAUCCUCCAGUAACAUCCAUGCAGUUACCACCCCCUGUUUCUUCAGUACAAUUACCACCUCCUCAUCUCCGGGAGAGCCCUGCAUUCCAGCAACCGUCUGAACACAGUGCGCCUAUUAGUGAACAGGUCAUGGAGCGAUCUUCCGCGGAGCGCUUUCAGACUGACAGGUUGAUGACAGAGCGACCUUUGUUAGUAUGCACACCAACAGAAGAGGAAAAAAGAUCCAGAGCUAUUCCUCCGAAAAAACGUAAAGGGAACGAAUUUGAGAGUGAAUCAUCUCCCCUUGGUCCACCAGCAAAGCGACCAAUGAUUGACUUGAUUAACUGGAUUAAUCAGCGUGUGCUUGCCCGUCGGGAUGGUCUGUACCAACCAGGGGAGAUUCGUGAUGUGAAACAUAACCGCCAUAUUGGAAUUUUGUUUGACAGUGACAAAAAUAUGGUUUACUUUAAUGAUGUACUCGAACAGAAAAACAACCACGACAUUAUUAGUGAUCACAGUCCAAUGGCCGUCAUGGUGGCUGUUGGGGCUCGUGUUUGUGUACGCAUUAAUCCUGAAGUGAAUUAUUAUUAUGAAGGACAGGUAGUGGACAAGAAAUCUCAACCAAUUAGUUACCGUGUAAGGAUUCACGGUCUGGCAGAAGAAAAAUAUGAAUGGGUGUCGCGUGCAGUUCUAAGACUUUUACACCCUCCAUGGCAUGAAGAGUUCGAGGAGGGAAUCCCAGAGCAGGAAACGCCCCCACCUCCUGCUAUGGUACCUUCUCCCUUCCAGUUACACAUACAUCAGCACACACAGCAGCCUCAUCACCAACAUAUCCCUGCAUCAUUGGAAAUAAGUCCCCCCUUGAAUCGCCUCAUACGGUCACCGUCUCUUCCACAGAGUACUAGCAAUGAACGUGGUGAUUCUUCUGAUGAUGAUAUUCAGAGCGAAGAAUUCUGCUUCGAUUCAUCAGGAUUAAGUACCCCUAGAUCUGGAAGUGCAACACCUGGAUCUGGGUCAAGGUCUCAAGGAGAUCGCAAAAAUCAGCCUCCGAAGAAACGUGAUUCCGCUAGGAGUCGCAGCGCUCAGUCAUGUGAGAGCGGUAGCCGAUCUAGCACACCAAGAUCACCGCUGACAACAAAAUAUAAAAAAGGGGAUGUUGUUUCUACACCAAAUGGAAUUCGCAAGAAAUUCAACGGAAAACAAUGGAGGCGAUUGUGCUCUAAGGAAGGAUGCACAAAGGAAUCACAAAGACGUGGCUUCUGUUCACGUCAUCUCUCAAUGAAAGGACAGAAAAAUAUGAGGAACGCUCCUCCGUUUCCUGGGUGUCGGACAGGUGAAUUGAAGGAAGGACAGAUAGACUGGAGUGAUGGUCGCGGAGAAGGCGAGUAUGAUCCGGAACAUGGACAUGUCCAUAAUAGGUUUGAUGAAACUGAAGCAGCUAAUAUGUUGGUGUCUCUGGGUAAUUCUCGUUCCACUACACCAGCGUUUUCACCGACGCCUUCUCAGAAUCCUUUAUCUCCACAGUUAAGUGUACAGUCCCCAACCAGUGGUCAUGGGUCCCGGAAUUCUGCCUCUUUUACUCCAAUUUCUCCGCAUCCUCAGACACAAGCUUUUAUUACUUCUCCAACACGUAGUUGGAGUUCCUGUGCAUCCAAGUCAGGAAGUUCAUCUUCAGAACAUGUCUCUCCAAUUACGCCAAGAUUUCCGUCAAAUUCUAGUUCUAUUCCGUUAUUUCAUUCUCCAAGUCACGUGAGUGAGCAUUUCCUCCAGAAAAUGUCUGCAGUGCAGAUGGUUAAACAAGACUCGAAAAAAUGUGAUGAUUCAGGUAUAGAGAUACAGACUCCAUCAUCUAAAACAUCACAGAUACAGAUGCCCUAUAUAGCAGGCAUGUUGUCCCCGAAACGUGUGCUAACAGUGAGAGAAGGUGGCAGUGGAAGUGUUUCAUCUAUAACACAUUAUAACCCAGAACUACAGAAUCGUCGCUUGGUUCAAAGUCUCUCUGUGAGUGCUCUCCCCUCACACCAUAGUUUGUCGGAGAAUAUUAUCGAGCCUAUCAACAGAGUAUCUAUUAGUUCUGUCACUGUAGCACCAAAUGUUGCUCAACAACCGGCAACUAUGGCAACUCUUAAAUCUUUGAUCAACAGCAACCCGCGACAGAUGUCCGUGGCCCAGGUACCUUACCAAGUACAAGAGAUGGGAGCGCCACAGACAAACAUUCUCAAGAACCAGAUGACAUCGUCUGUAAUACAGCAACAGUUACAGCAUGUAUCACAGGUUACAGGCACAGCUAGUGUUAUCGGAGCUGCCUCUCUCUUACCUGUGAUGCCAGUUGGAGAAGUCAACAAGCUUCAGCAGGCAGUUACAACCACGGAAACUGAAUCAAAGAAACCAGUUCCUGUAUUUCCUUGGCAUUCACUUGUACCAUUUCUGACAAACACACGUGGAGAGCACGGGACACCUAGUGGCAAUCAUCAGCAACCCCAGGAACCGUCGCCCACACCUAUCUCACAAACAACACCAGCACAGCUUCCCACUGCUAACAACACACCAGAAGGGGCUCAUCAGAGUGUAUCUGAUGCUGGGGCUGAGGUUGACGAUGAAGAUAACGAUGAAUAUGAUGAUGACGUUUUUGACGAGAAGGAACCAGGCCCUAUAGAACCAGUGCCAAAGAAGGAACCUAAGUCACCGACAAAACGUCGCACACAGUCUCUCAGUGCAAUCAAAGAUGAAAAAGAGCCAAAGAGUCCGCGCAAAUCCAAGGACAAAGAUCAUGUGAGACGUCCAAUGAAUGCAUUCAUGAUCUUCAGUAAACGUCAUCGACACAUGGUUCACCAACGACAUCCCAACCAGGACAAUCGAACCGUCAGUAAGAUUCUUGGCGAGUGGUGGUACGCCUUGGGUCCUAAAGAGAAACAGAAGUAUCACGACCUCGCCUACCAGGUAAAGGAGGCCCACUUUAAAGCGUAUCCUGACUGGAAAUGGUGCUCGAAAGAGAGGAAGAAAUCCAGUACAAUAGCUAAUCAGCUCAAACAAAGAAGCAGUACAGGACGGAGACUGAGUUCUACUGACGACAUGGAAGACAUUGUUCCCGAUGACUUAGACGUCUUCAAGCUUCAGGAUGAUGUCAUGGAUCAGAAUGAACAGGAACAGAGGGAGCGCUCAUUAUUUGAAAUCUCUCGAGUGAGAUCCCAGAGCCUCUCUGCCGUUCCACGAGAUGGCAGCUCCGCAUUUUUCCCUCCAAAAAAGGAUGAGGGGAAACAAUUUACUGAGGAUCUGAAACGACCGCUGUUACCAAGUCAACAAAGUUAUUCCUCAACAACGAGUGUUACUAUAGCAACCAGUAGUCAGCAGCAAAUCAGCCAACCACAGCAUCCUCAGUUCUGUGCCAUGGUUUCUAGGGAGACAGACGGAGACGAUGCCUAUAGUGACGAGGAGAGGAUGGUUAUCGAUGAAGAAAAGAAAGAUGGGGUCGAUGAUUUGGGAGACACAAGCGAGACAGAGACGAGAAAACUGGAAUGUAAUGAGAAUGUUUAUGAUAGCGAGACAGACAGUCAGACUGAGGAAGACACACUUAUUGAGAACAAAGCUUUUCCACAACAACGAUUCUCUCCUGUGAUGAAACACAUCAGUCCGUCAGAGAUCCCCUACCGUCCAACACCAAUCAGGAAACUUCCCGAGUCUUCGGGACAUUCUGCAGCAUCCUCCAUAGGAACCUCGGAAGGUGAUAGUCCCCGACCAUCAAGUGCGGGUGGAUUUCGACCUAAAGGGGCAGUGUUCCGAGCAAAGGCAAACAAACAAGCACGAAUAAUGUCCACUGGAAGUUCCUUUGGGAAUGAAUCUCAAUUAUCACAGCAAUUUAAUUUUAAUCAACACGAUUCCUCCUCCCGGACUCCAGUAACCCAGCAGCACACUGUCAAGGUCGGUCAGAUGAAGCUCCAUAAUAUCACCAUGACAACACAGGAAAAUCAACAGAUUCUUGUGUCAUCGAACACCGAGACAAUUCUGGGAAAACAAAAUGGACGAGGUCCUGUUAUGAAUAAAGUGACACAAAAACCAAUACGAGGAAAACCCCUGCACGUACAGCAGCCACAGUUACAGCAACAGCCACAGUUACAGCCGAUACAAAUACAGCCAAGUCUCUCACCACAUGGUGGGAUACCGUUGGGAAAGCCUGUCACAUCCAGUACAGUUCAGCUGGUACCUUUUACCCAAACAGUUGCCACUAGUGCUAAUUACGGCUCAAACGUGGUGGUUCCCACUUACUCCACCAUGGGGAAACCCAUCACUACACCUGUACCUAUAGCCUCUAAACCAUUUGUGUCCAUGCAGCAGGCGCAGAUCGCCACGCCAACGUUACUAAAACAGGCAGUGACUGGUAAUGGAAUACAACAACAGCAGACUCUACUGCAAGCUUCGCCAAACGGAAACGUGAAAAAUGUUGGCACAAUUUUGGUGCAAAAUAUUCCUUCAAGUCAGUAUGGAAUGUUGUUGAACACGCCGUCUAUUGCUUCAUCUGUAAGCAGUAAAACAACCUCUGUUCCCGCCAUGUCUAAUGCCUUCAUCACAACAAUUCGCAAUGUGGUUCCUUCUCAGGGGCAGUCACCACAGGGACAUGUAUCACAGGCCAACACACAGAACCAGCCUCUUACCCAAGCUACACUGCUCAACACACUUGUGUUGAAGCCAAAUCAGGUAGCACAUCCCCAGCAGGCCCAGUCUCCACAGCAACAACCUGUACAACAAACUAUUAGCCUAUCACAGGCUGGCUUACAACCCACGCAUGUCCAGUACAUACUUCCCUCUGUAAGGGUAGCAACACCUAAUGGAGGAAAAGUACAAAAUGUUGUUCAGAUGGCGUUACCAGCCACCCCUGUACAACAGAGUAAUAUUCAACUCACUUUUCCUGGACAACAUUCCCAACUCCAUUCACCUUUACCCCAGCAGCAAAUUUCCCAGCAUUCUCAGCAACAUCCGCCUUUACAGCCGUCCCCUCAAUCAGUUCAGACAGGAAAAGUUCAGUUAGCUCCCGUCACAGGAAACGGGUUAAAAGUAGCACCAAUGACAAGUCAGGGGAAAAUGCUACAGCAACAAGGGGGAUUACUAAGUACACACACCAACCUGGCCUCCCCCAUCGUUCUGAACCAGACCAAGCCAAAUCAGCAAGUUCCCAUGGUGACGACACAGUUUGUCACGAUGAGUCAAAACCAACAAGUCCAGUUACCAAGCGUGUCCCAGGGGCAAGGCUACAUGUCAUUACCUGGUGGGUCACACACACCCACCCAGUUACAACUUCACCCCCAGGCACACACACAGUUGAUACAGCAACAAGGGGGACAACUCCAGGUACACGGAACCCAACUCCAAGUGCAGCAAGUCCAGCAAGGGGGACAACUCCAGGUACAGCAAGUCCCACAGGGGGGACAACUCCAGGUGCAGCAAGUACAGACAGCAAAUCAACAACAACAGGCUAAAUUGUUGUUGCCCUCUACACAGAACACAAGGAUGUAUAUGCAGCCAAAUUCUAUCAGCACUGUUGCCAUGGCAGCAUCACCACUCCCAAAAAUUGAAGGUGUCCAAGGAGUUAACUCCCCUGCUUUCAUCAACUAUGUACAACAAAAUCCCCAGGGAGCUGUACAACAGGUGAUGAUUCAACAGCAGGGCACACGAUCACCUGCCCCGAGCCCAGGGGCUCAACAAAUACAACCUCCAGCUGCCCCCCAGGGGCAAGUGACGUAUGCUUCACAGGCUCCGUUGGCUCCCAAAACGGUGGUGACUGCCCCUAAAGCUCCAAGCCCUCCACAGAUACAAACCAAUUCAUCCUACCAGGGAAUGUCAAAGCCACAGGCUCCGACCCCGACAAGUGUUCCUGUAAGCUCAGGAGUGGACAUUGGUUACAUCACUGGAGGCAGUCAGUCCAAGUCGUACCGCGUCAAAGCCACCAUUGCUAACAUCCCUGUAGCAACGGAGAGUCUUCAGGUCACUGCAGCUUUACAAGGUCAACGACCUCUGACCUCCCCAGUACAGAGCCCUCAUGCUGUAGGCAGUAUAUACCGUAACAUCCAUAACAGCCCGCCUCAGCAAAUGAACAAUGAACAUAAACCCAAGAAACCAUCCCCAUUGGUUCUCUCUUAUGAGCCAAUCAGAAGGUCCCCGAGCCCGAGUACGCCAGAAAGCAGGGAAGAAGAUGAAGACGAAGAAGAUGGGGAAGAUAUGUCAAAAGGGCAACAGACAAAGAAACAGCGGGAACUGUCAGGUGACAGGAAACGAGAAAAGAAAGAAAGUCUCAAAGUCACGGCUUCUUCGGUGGACAAAUCUCCUUCAGGUGUCGAACAAGUCAAUCCUGAUGAAUCUAUGCCAGCACCACAAACACCAUCAACAGAGACAUCAGCGACCACUCCACGGUUACCGAAGCCAAAACACAAGCCGCCCCCACUUCCAGUGCCACAAUCCUCGCUGGCCGUGGGCGAUGCUUCGUUUGCCUCUCCUGGUCCAGGAACUAACAGUCCUCGGCGGGGUGUUGCCUUUAAAAACAAGAUGCAGGAUGGAAUGGAAAAAGUGCUACAGGAAGUGAACUUUGACAAGAGGUUUGAGGCUUUACCACAGUUUGUACCAGAACAUACGAACAUGGACUCACCAGUCCCGCAGAGUCCACGAGCAAUCAUCAGCUGCUACAAGAGGCGUCGGAAAGUGUCCACUCUUGCUACUGGAGAGUCGACACCAAGCGAGACUUUUGACCCCGUCUCUCCAAGUUACAAGAAGUUUUCCAGUGAGUCUGAGACUGGGACCCCACAGACACCUCGCAGUGCGCGAUUCGAAGACAACAUGUUCUUUGGACGUAAUUUCAGCUUGGAGACACUUGCUGAUGCUGCGGUGUCUUCCAAACCAGUAGAAGAUUUCCUUGAAAGUGGGCUUAGUUCACCAAUGACGCCCAGAACUCCAAGCUCACCUGGACAAUUCUCGUCACUCCGAAGGAUCCUUGACCAGCGUCGUCAACUCGUCAUGCAGUUGUUUCAGGAACAUGGACUGUUUCCAUCUGCUCAAGCCACAGCCAAUUUCCAAGCAGAGCAUGCAACUAUUUUUCCGUCAAAGGUUUGUCUACAACUGAAAAUACGUGAGGUGCGACAGAAAAUGAUGGCACAAUCUGCAGCAGUGGAAAAAGCUGCCUCAGGCGAUGCUUCAUCUGGCAGCAUGCCAUCAACACCUGUGGCAACACACCCGCCCCCUAAUGACUCUGACAACAGUACUGGAGGAGGAGAGUCACACACAGGGGAGGGAACUCUCUCGUCUGGGAACAUGGAGGAGGAAAAUUGAUCAAGGAAAUGUGGAAUCACCAAAGGGGAGGUAACUCUCUCCCUUCAGGGAUCAUGGAGUAAGAAAAAUCGAAUAAAGAUGUUGUAAUAUUAUGUGUUAAGAAGGUCUGAACUUGGAUAAUGUUGAAACAUUAAUCUGGAUGUUUGUUAUGUAGACACAAUUGUUGUAAAUGUCUAAAAUUUGACAGCUGUGCCAUAAACAAAAUUAAUUUUUAUGUGUGAAGAUUUGACUUAAUGAUUUUGUAAAAUGGAGGAAAAUGAGGUAAAUAAGAGUGAAGUUGAUGAAUUUGUGUAAGAAUUCUGUAUUAUAG